GCUAGUGACCCUAGUAGACAGGAUCCUGUCCGGAUUCUGUAACCUUAGAUCGAGUCAGUAGGUCUUGUCAGUCAAGGGGUAGAUUCUAAGUGGUGAGGAGUGGAACUGUUGCCCGGUUGUGCAUUUGACACCAUGGUUGACACACGUGGUGGGAGUACUACCCCUUACACACAGGCUCAGGAGGAGCAAUUCGCCGCCAUCCGGAGAGAGAGAAGGGAGAAGGAGAAGAAGGAGCUCCUCAAACAGGCAAAGCUAAAGGCGAUAGCGGAGGAGCAAGCGGCGAAGAAGGAAAAGUUGGAGGAGGAGAUGUUAAGAUUACAGCAGGAGGAGGAAGAGAAAAGAAGGGUUGCCGAAGAAGAAGCACCAGCAGAGGAGGAGGAAGUAGAAGAAGACCCCCUCGAAAGGAGGCGUGGGGGAGAGAGGAGAAACUAGCGGCAUGAAGGCAGAGGAUAAGUGGAUGGAAAAGAAGAUCAGUGAGUGAGUAGCUAAUUUAUCAUUGGGAGAAGACGAAGAGGCAAUGUUGUACGUGCCUCAGGAGGAGAAAGAAGCAUUCGCCAGGGAGUUGGAAGCUAAGGAGGACCCCCUGGAACGCCAGACGAUGGAAGACGAGAAGAAAUUGGAGUGGACGUUGCGUCUGGCAAGGGAUAAGAAGAGGAGGAGGGAGGAGGCCAACCGGAUGGCCAAAGAAGUGGAGAAGAUUCAGGCAUGUAGGCAGGAAGUGCAAGCACAACAGGAAACCCCUGCCAAAUUAGAUAAGAUUUUGGGCUAUCUUGAGAUUAUGAGUAAGGCCUGGCUUGAGGAACAUCAGGCCAAUAAGGGUCAGGAAGUGACCCUCCACUCCAUCCGGACCGGCUUUAGAGAGUUUGCGCGCGACGUGGUAACCCACGUCGAGACCGAAGUUAAAAGGUUGAAGGAAGGCGCAGAGAAGUUCUGUGUUGGCGCCAUUGAAGGCGCCAAGGUAGUGGCCGCAGCAGAAGUCGAAACGCGACCCCGCAAAGAGCCUGUUAAGCUCAAAUUUCCUGACUUUUAUAGCGGGAAAAAGGACGAUAAUUUUGAUAACUGGGAGGCCAGCAUUAACACAUAUGUCUAUUUACAGCAUAUCGUGCCCGAGGAACAAGUCCUCGUGGCCUUCCAUGCACUAAAGGACGAAGCGGCCAGCUUUGCCAGGUCCCUUGCGUGCGCAGCCGAUUGUGAGCACAAUAUGGUUGCAUAUUAUAGGCCCACCCCUCUUUCUACGUUCCUUAAACUCCUGCGAGAGAGGCUUGAUGACGUCACAAGGGGCGUCAGGGCCUCUGACAAGCUUCAGACCAUCCACUCACGACAGUGGAGGAGUGCGCGAGCACUCAAAGCUGUCAUGGACGACUUGGUAAUCGUCCCAGACCACGGGGUCCAGUUGGUCCAGUUAUUUUAUCGUGCCAUGCCAGAGCCCCUGCGAGGGCAUUUCUUCGAUAAGACCCAACAGGCCAAUAUCACGUAUGAUGCAUUGAGUAGGGAAGUGGUCCUGUUCAAGGCAAAGUCCAUGCCAGUUUCCACGUUCUGACAUAAGGACUUUGAUAAGGGAAAGAAGUGGAAGGGCCGUAUCAUCUCAGGGCAAGUCAGGGCCAAGGAUCAUUUGAUCCUUAAUUUGGAUAAAGGUGGUACUGACGA
Molecule: messenger RNA, 1647 nt
Organism: Chara braunii
Lineage: Eukaryota; Viridiplantae; Streptophyta; Charophyceae; Charales; Characeae
Source: the annotation of a GenBank genome assembly